CCUCUGAUGAAGCGCAAUGCUGACAACUUUGUCCUGGUUGUGAGCUCGGACUGACUGUAUCUCAUAGCAGGAGCGUCCUCUUCGAAUUUUCCUUGACUAGUAUAUCAUUCCAGAUACCUCACCAGCGUUUCCUGGGACAGAUCGGUUGAGCCACCAAAUCGUGCGCAAACAGAGGCCAACAUCAAGAUGGAUCAAGCGGCCGAACAACCGCGGAAGUGUCCCGGGUUGAACUGCGACAACGAUGCGUCGACAUUACAGUGUCCCAAAUGCAAGGAGAUGGGCGUUGACAGUUUCUUCUGUUCACAAGAGUGCUUCAAGCGGAGUUGGGCCGAGCACAAAGCCCUCCACAAGAGUACGAAUCCUCUCCGCAAUAUCUUUGCCCCGAAUGUCGUUUCUAAAGUUGAUCCAGAAAGCGGCCACUUCAACCCCUUCCCUACAUAUCCCUUCACCGGUCCGUUAAGACCUCUCUAUCCUCUGUCGCCCAAACGAGAGAUUCCGAAAUCAAUACCGCACCCCGAAUGGUCGCAAGAUGGCAUUCCGAGAUAUCCAUACGUCAGAAAGAACAAUGUCCAGGUCCUCGACGAGAAGGGCAUAGCGGGCAUGCGGAAAGUCUGUAGAUUAGCAAGAGAAGUGCUGGAUAUCGCGGCGGCUGCGGCAAAGCCUGGCGUCACGACCGACCAGAUUGACGAGAUUGUGCACAAUGCUUGCAUAGAACGAAAGUCAUACCCUUCGCCCCUGAACUACAACCACUUCCCCAAGUCCGUGUGCACAUCACCGAAUGAAGUGAUCUGCCACGGCAUCCCGGAUCAGCGCGUCCUCCAGGACGGCGAUAUUCUCAACAUCGACGUGACGCUCUACCACGAAGGCUACCACGGUGAUCUGAACGAGACGUACUAUGUCGGCGAUAAGGCCAAAGCAAACCCAGACAACGUCCGCUUGGUGGAGACGACGCGGCAAUGUCUAGACAAGGCGAUCGAGCACGUGAAACCGGGCGUCAAGAUCGCUGAUUUUGGUGACAUUAUCGAGAAGCACGCCAAGUCACAGAAUCUCAGUGUGGUCAAGACGUAUUGUGGUCACGGUAUCAACUCUCUUUUCCACUGUGCGCCUAACGUGCCACAUUACGCGAAAAACAAGGCCGUUGGGAAGUGCAAGGCGGGAAUGACAUUCACCAUCGAGCCAAUGAUUUGUCUGGGCCAACACAGAGACAAGACAUGGCCAGAUGACUGGACGGCGGUGACGGUAGAUGGGAGUCGGUCGGCACAAUUUGAGCACACCAUGCUUGUCACGGAGGAUGGUGUCGAGGUCUUGACGGCUCGGUUACCCAACUCUCCCGGCGGUCCAAUACCCAUACCUGCAGCAACAAAUGGUGAUGCGACGACGACGAAUGGAGAUGCUGCGGCAGCUUGAACUCAGUGAAAAAUGAUAGCGAUUUAGCUGAUACCAUGUCGAAUAUGAGUUAAGCAUUGCGGUAGGCGUACUGUACUCUGCAUUAUCUCCCAAUGUCCCAAUGUUCCUUAGGUUUAAUGGGCUGAGUCCCUGAUUGCUGCGAAGAAGCUGGCUAAGGGUACGCUGCAGGCGAAUACCAGCAUCCCAAUAUACCCAAGUGUACGGCGUAAGGCCAUCAUCACUUUAUAGACCAGUCCCACAAUCCUCUUUCGCCCAUGUUCUAACUUCAGUAGAC
Messenger RNA from Exophiala xenobiotica, 1681 nucleotides. RefSeq names its product methionine aminopeptidase, type I. The record is from RefSeq and is a predicted model, not a curated record. Gene Ontology annotation, biological process: proteolysis. Gene Ontology annotation, molecular function: metalloaminopeptidase activity. NCBI's taxonomy places the organism in Eukaryota, Fungi, Ascomycota, Eurotiomycetes, Chaetothyriales, Herpotrichiellaceae. Bases 187 to 1407 code for a protein of 406 amino acids. The transcript is spliced from 3 exons.